Molecule: messenger RNA, 784 nt
Organism: Oncorhynchus masou masou (cherry salmon)
Lineage: Eukaryota; Metazoa; Chordata; Actinopteri; Salmoniformes; Salmonidae
Product: attractin-like
Exons: 7
Cellular component (GO): cytoplasm
Molecular function (GO): chromatin binding; protein binding
Source: RefSeq, a predicted model, not a curated record
AUGAUCGGUAUCGGAUCCAAAAAUCUCAUGGGUCUGGCUCUAAUCUCACAUGGGACAGUUCUAAAGGACAGCGGGUUCUUCCGGUACCUCCACACGGCGGUCAUCGUUAGCGGAACCAUGCUGGUGUUUGGAGGGAACACUCACAACGACACGUCCAUGAGCCACGGCGCCAAGUGCUUCUCCUCGGACUUCAUGGCCUAUGACCUGGCAUGUGAUGAGUGGUCAGUGCUGUCCAGACCAGACCUCCACCAUGAUGUCAACCGGUUUGGACACACGGCCGUCUACAGUGACAGUGUGAUGUAUGUGUUCGGGGGGUUCAACAGUCUGUUGUUGAGUGAUGUCCUGAUCUACACGCCAGCCAGCUGCUCCAGCGCUCCCAGCGCUGCCGCCUGUAUAGCGGCCUGGCCGGGGGUUCACUGCAUUUGGAAUGAUAACCUGGGCUCCUGCCUGCCCUGGGACUCGAACCCCAGAUUCCUGGAUGAGCAGACCACCCUGGCCUCCUGUGGAACCAGAACAUAUGUUGACAACGAUCGUUGUGACCAGUACACGGACUGCUACAGCUGUACAGCCAAUACUAACGGCUGCCAGUGGUGUGCUGUUCAGUGUGUCUCCGCAGCUCCAACUGCACGGCCGUCGCGAAUUCCAGGGGCCAUAGUGGAGUAUGAUGUCUGUCCUAAAGACAACCCGUCAUAUGUCUGCAACAAGAAGACCAGCUGUAAGAGCUGUGGGGUGGACCAGAACUGCCAGUGGGAACCUCGAAACCAGGAGUGCAUUGCUCUACCAG